Colletotrichum abscissum is the source of this 252-nucleotide messenger RNA. RefSeq lists its product as uncharacterized. Lineage: Eukaryota; Fungi; Ascomycota; Sordariomycetes; Glomerellales; Glomerellaceae. The transcript is spliced from 2 exons. The coding region runs from base 1 to 252 and encodes 83 amino acids. The record is from RefSeq and is a predicted model, not a curated record.
AUGAAGCAGGGGUUUCGAACCGUUGAUAGGGCGCGGGGUGGUGGCGAGCUUGAGAAGAAGAAGCGAAACAUCCGCUGGCCUCUCCAGAUUACCGGAUGCCUGGACCUGGACCGGGGAUCUAGACGGGCGAACGCGUCGCCACGUGCCCAGACCUUUCCGAAGCAGCUUGUGCAGCUUCUCUCGUCUUUCGCCGUCGCAGUAGAGGAGAUGCAUAGCAUGGAAGGACAAUGCUGUGCCUUUUUACUGCGCUGA